Molecule: messenger RNA, 3639 nt
Organism: Thermothelomyces thermophilus ATCC 42464
Lineage: Eukaryota; Fungi; Ascomycota; Sordariomycetes; Sordariales; Chaetomiaceae
Exons: 1
Coding region: 1-3639 (1212 amino acids)
Source: RefSeq, a predicted model, not a curated record
AUGGGCGCACCCCAUGCCAAGUUCGCUCUGGAACCGGACCCGGACCUAGACGGCCUCGGGAAUCAUGCACCGAUGUUUAAGAAGCACAAGGUUCUGCCUCACCCUCGGAAGGAUGAACUACAGCGCUCGGGUCCGCUGAGGUACGGCCGGAAGAGCGAGGCAUCUCUGCCCCGGAACAGCGCGUUACCAGCCGCGAGCCCGUCCGGUCGACACCACCGCGCGAGCCGGCAAGCAAGAGGUCCAGAGCCGCCACCCACGCCGCCGGCGCAUUCCCGCACGUCCUCGGCCAGCCAUCCGGCCAACCCCUCGACUCCACAGUAUGCUGAUACCCCCUUGGGCAGCACUGAUAGCGUAGAGCCGCGCCCUCUAGCGACUCCCAACCAACAAACCCCGCCAACCCCAAACUUAACGCCCGAUCAGACCCCUCCGGGUCCCCCGGUGGGCCAAGCCUCGCGCGGCCCCCUCCUGAACGUGCGGAACUCGUCCAGAGUCACGGCAGAUUCAAGGGACGAUUCGUUCACGACGGCGCGGGAGGACCCUUAUUCGUCUGACAACAACAACGACGACGGAAGGUCGACUCUGCGUCCCUCGUCACCUUCAGCCAGAACCUCACAAAGCACCGUCCGCCAGGUCGGCAGGGUAACCAGGAGCGUUUCGCAACCUGUAGGCCUGGGCCUCGGAUUCGAACCGCGUCCCACCGAAGACUCGAAACCAAGAGCAGCACAAGAGUUUGCAAAGUUUGACGGCGAUUGGACAAAUGGACAGGCAGGAGCCAGCGAGGCUGAUAGAAAGAGGGAGCGGGAGUGGGACUCUGGUCUUAUGAAGAAUGUAACCGUAAGGAAACGACGGCCAGCCCGUCCAACGGAGACGCACGACCCGGAAGUCGUGGACGACAGGGCAGUAACGCCAACCAACGCAGCCCGAGCGCUCCGUUCCGUGCCUCUAGAAGAAAGCCCGAUCGUCUGCCCUUCGCGCAGGAUCGCCUCGGACCGGUAUCCAGCUCCCCGGGUUGCGGGUCCGCAUUCCGAAUCCUCUAGCAGCGUUGACGUAAAGCGUUCCUCGGUUAUAUCUACCAAGUCGAACGUCUCGGCGACGGUCGAGGCCAUGGUUGUGGAGACGGCUCCUCAGCGGCGGAAGACGCUGCGACAUGUGAAGAAGCAGAGCACCUUGCGCGAUUCGGGCUCCGAGAUGUCCCCGGCAAGCUCCGCGCCGACAUCCGUCUCACCGGCCGCCAACGGUCAACGCCAGCCUCUCGGCGCAGCUGCACCCAUUGCGGGUGAGAACGUGCGUGAGAGCUACGCUUCAACAACUACAAACAACGCCAUUUCGAGUCGGAAGGCCCGCCGUUCAGUGUGGGACAGCGGGGGCGUCCCGGUUGUCGUGAUUCCCGAGCGCCGCUCCUCGGUCAGAUCCAAUGGGAAGCCGCCCUCCUUGCGGUCAACGAGCAGCAGGAGAACCUGGAGCCUGGGCUCUGCCCCCGUGUCGCAGCCGUCGGGGAGCAAAGAGCAUGUUCCGAUCUUUGAACGGCCGGGUCGUCGAGGAAGGGCCUACUCCGAGUCCGACGGGUCCAGACCAGGAGAUCAGCGGACGAUGGAUUCUCCCCCAGUCAUUCCGACCCGCUCAUCUUCGCUCUCGGCGCCCACUAGCCGGAACGCAUCGAGGACCGGCUCCCUGACAGCUGAGAGUUUGCGCAACCACGGCAUACUCCAAGCGCAGCAGGCCCAUCGCGCCUUGCAAGAAGCCAGCUGGAAACUGGACCAACGUCACAACAACCCCCGGCCGGCGGCCGGCGACGAGCAGCAGAGCGGGCGGGAGGUACAUCGCCCGUUAGCGAGUGUUGAGACCGAGAGCAGACAACCCGUCGUGUUGGCAGAGCGCGCCCCUCGACGAGAGAAGCAGAGCGAAUUAGACGGAAGCCCCGCUCUAGCUCUCCAAGACUCGCACAGCACGCCGAAAGAGAACGGGGCCCUGGGGGUCGAGAGGGAUGAAGAUCCUUUCUUCGGGAAGCGGCUCUCUGUGCAGAACACGCCACUUUCGGUGGCUUCGGCAGAGACGACCACAACUUCCCACGCGGAGGUAUCGGAAGCCAUGGCCGUCAACAUCUACCCACAUCAAAGUAAAUCCGUUGUCCUCGUCAACCAUUCUGCCAAGCCGUCGGAGUCCUCCUCGCUGGAACAACAACACAAGAGCAGUUCUCUGGACACACCGAUCGCCAGAGCGAGCGGCGAGAGGGCCGAUGCUCUCUCCACGCCCCCACCGCUGCAGCCCCCCGUUAACGACGUCGACUCGCCGUUGAGGAACCCGAGGGCACCCCCCAAGCCGCCAGCCAUCAACUUCAUCCCGGCCACUCCGUCUGGUCUGACGCCCACGAGCGAGAAACAGAAACAGCUCGGCAACUACUACGAAAUGACCGCGGAAAAGCCGAAGCGCGGCAUGUCCCUCCUAAAACGGGCCCUGACUGGCCGAACGCCAUCGGAUUACGGCCCGUCCCCGGCCCGCCCGGUAGGCAUCCUCACCCGGACAUUUUCCCUCUCGCGAAACGUCAGACGCCGAAACGAGCGGCCGGGACUCCGGCGACGUUCAACAGUCGACUUGGUGCCUCCAGACGAGACUAGACUUCACCCGCAUUGGCGGCCCGCUUACGUCCAAGACGAGCCUUGCGACUGCCCCAGCUGCCGCGAGCGUGAGGAAGCCGACUACGACUACGACGACCGCGACCGCGACCGCGACCGCAACCGCGUCCGCGUCGGCGAAGACGAGGAGGAGGAGGAGCACGGCCGCACCUACCGCUAUCCACCCAUCGACAACCGCCCUGCCCGGUCCUCCCCUCCCUCGUUCCCCUCCCGCGUCACUCCGCGCCGCAGACUUAGCGAGCGCAUCAAGAGGACAUUUGCGAUCCUUCCGCUGCAGAACGGCUAUGAGGAUGACGACGAGGAUGGGGACAUCUUUGGCGGGUACGACCGAUCGUUCCCCGCCACGGCGCCCGACGCGCCCGACCGCCGGACGAUCCGCCGCACGCCCAGCGGGAAUCUGAGGGUGAUGAAGGUCCGGCGGAGCAUGGAGUCUCUGACGGGGCGCCGGGGAACGCCGCCUGCGGCUGCUGCGGGCCCCGCCGUCGUUGGUGGUGAUAGCCAGCGACGGGGUCGUACCUUUGAGAGGGGUUAUACAAGGCUCUGGCGGUCGCUCAGUCGAAGGGCGAGGAGUGCGGUCCGGAGACGGGGCUCUCUCGGUGGCGGGAUCGGUGGCGGCUAUGCUGGCCCCACUGCUGCCGAGAGCAGGGAUAAGGACAAAGAUCAACGGGAAAGGCGCCAUGGUGGUGGCCGUGGUAGCAGCAAUGACGGGAGAGGCGGAGGCGGCGGCGGCGCGACUACGGCUGGGUUCCUGCCCUCCCUGGGCGAUCGGAUUAACAUACCGCGGCGGCUGAGCGAGCGGCGGCGGGAGAGGCGGACAGAGGAGCUGAGGGGCAAGAUCUCGGGGCCCCGGGAGGUCCGGGACGGGGUUGGGGACGUGAUCCGGAGGAACUCGUGGCGCGAUCGCGACGCGCUGUACGUGAUGGAGCAGCAGAGGGAGAGGAGGCUGAUGCUGCUGCAGCAGCGGCAGCAGCAGCGGCAGCAGCAGCAGGGAGAGCGGAGGGGGUGA